AUGCAGUACUGUGUGGAUCAUCCAGAGGAGAUCAGCAAGCUUGCAAAGGUGAAAGCUCAGGUUUCAGAAGUCAAAGGGGUGAUGAUGGAAAAUAUUGAGAAGGUUCUAGACCGUGGAGAGAAAAUUGAGCUUCUGGUAGAUAAAACAGAUAGCCUUAGCUCUCAGGCACAACACUUUAAGACACAAGGAACACAAAUGAGGAGGAAAAUGUGGUUGCAGAACAUGAAGAUAAAGCUGAUAAUCCUUGGCAUUAUCGUUGCUCUGAUUCUUAUCAUAGUUUUAUCAGUCUGCUCUAAAGGCAAAUGUCAUUAGUGUGUGGAUUCUUCAAUAUAUUUUGCUUAUGCAGAUAGUUGAUGGUCGUUCGUGUUGCUUCAUCUUUCAAUUACCUUAAAUUUAUUUGCCUAAUUUUUUUCCCUCUAAUAGUCUGUACUUUGCGGGACUGCUUGUACAGUUUGUAUUAGAAAUUAGAAGUAUUAGUUAGGAUAAUUGGCACAAAACGUCCCUACCUUUCGAGUGUACUGUGGAAAACGUUCCUACGUUUCAUUUUUUGGCAUUUUUGCCC
Olea europaea var. sylvestris is the source of this 562-nucleotide messenger RNA. RefSeq names its product vesicle-associated membrane protein 721-like. Bases 1 to 312 code for a protein of 103 amino acids. The record is from RefSeq and is a predicted model, not a curated record. The transcript has 3 exons. Gene Ontology annotation, biological process: vesicle-mediated transport. NCBI's taxonomy places the organism in Eukaryota, Viridiplantae, Streptophyta, Magnoliopsida, Lamiales, Oleaceae. Gene Ontology annotation, cellular component: membrane.